AAAAAUAAAAAUUGAAAAAUGUAGGGAUUUUCCCUCCUUGUUUUCCAUAAAAGAGCGACACUUGGGCCAAAGGUUGCAUCUUCCCGCCUAUACGUGUUCAUCCGUACUCGGUUCAAACGGCAAUAAAUACACCCAGGUAGAGAGAGAGAGAGAGAGAGGAGAGAGAGAGAGAGAGAGAGAGAGAGAAAGCAUCAGUCAUUCAGUCCUCUUCUCUCUCUCCUCUGUUCUGUCCGCAUUCUCUGAAUUCUAGGGUUUCGCUGGCGAUUAGGGGGGAAAUGGGUUCCGCCGCGGAAGCAGCGGCGGUCUUGGAGACCAAAGGUGCCAAUGGGGCUAAGCCACCGGCUUCUCUUCCUCAGGAAUGACGAAGAAGAAGAAGAAGGGCAAACCAGCUUCCCAAAAGGCAGCACCUACUGGCUCCAAAACUAAGAAGCGAAAUUUGCCUCAGAGCACUGAAGAGCCUUCCAAGUCUCGGAAAAUGCCCAAGCGGGCUGCUGCAUGCACAGACUUUAAAGAGAAGUCUGUUCACAUUUCUGAAAAAUCUAAUCUUAUUGAAAGCAAGAAGGAUCGAGUAGUUGAUCAAGAAACUGAUGCUAUAGUCCUGACUUCUGGCGAGGACCAAGAUGCAGCACGCCCAAACAGACGGCUGACUGAUUUUAUUGUGCAUGAUGAAAGUGGGUUACCCCAGCCUGUUGAGAUGUUGGAAGUUGCUGACAUGUUUAUAUCUGGUACUAUAUUGCCUCUCAAUGAAAGUUCUGACAAGGACAAGGAAAGAGGUGUUAGAUGUGAAGGUUUUGGGCGAAUAGAAUCUUGGAACAUCUCUGGUUAUGAAGAGGGCUCUCCUGUGAUAUGGCUCUCAACUGAUGUUGCUGAUUAUGAUUGUCGUAAACCUGCCAGCUUCUAUAGGAAAUACCAUGAUCAAUUCUUUGAGAAAGCGCGUGCUUGCAUAGAGGUUUACAAAAAGCUGUCAAAAUCCAAAUCUGACACUACUCUUGAUGAAUUACUUGCUGCCAUUGCUCGAUCAAUGAGUGGAACCAAAUUCUUUUCCGGUACUGCAGCUAUCAAAGAAUUUGUUAUAUCUCAAGGUGAGUUUAUCUAUGAUCAACUGGUAGGUUUGGAGGAAACAUCAAAGAAGAAUGAUCUGCCGUUUACAGAGCUGCCUGUUCUUGCUGCCCUUAGAGAUGAGAGCAGAAAGUGUGGAAGUUUUGUGCAAUCAAAACCGGCAACUUCAAGUGGAACUCUAAAGAUUGGUUCGGAAGUUAUAGGCGGAGAGGAUGGACUGAUUUCAGCCGGUUCAUCCAUAGUUGAAGCUGAGGAAAAUGAGGAUGUAAAGUUGGCAAGACUUUUGCAAGAAGAAGAGUACUGGAAGUCAAUGAAACAGAAAAAGCGUCAGGGUUCUGCCCGGUCGAGCAAAUACUACAUCAAAAUUAAUGAAGAUGAGAUUGCCAAUGAUUAUCCUCUACCUGCUUAUUACAAGAAUUCCAUUGAAGAAACUGACGAGUUCAUAGUUUUUGACAAUGACUAUGAUAUCUUAAAUGUUGAUGACCUUCCUCGAAGCAUGCUUCAUAAUUGGUGUCUGUACAAUUCAGACUCAAGAUUGAUUUCGUUGGAACUUCUUCCAAUGAAACCUUGUGCAGACAUUGAUGUUACCAUUUUUGCGGGGGUUAUGACUGGAGAUGAUGGAAGCGGCUUUUUUCUUGAUUCUGAUGGUUCUUCAAGUGGUCCAGGAGCAAAGGAUGCUGAUGGAAUGCCGAUUUACUUGAGUGCAAUAAAGGAGUGGAUGAUUGAAUUGGGAGCAUCAAUGAUCUCAAUAUCAAUCCGAACAGAUUUGGCCUGGUAUAGACUUGGACAGCCAUCUAAGCAGUAUGCUCUGUGGUAUGAACCAAUUCUAAAAACAGCAAAGGUUGGUAGAAGCAUAAUCACUUUGCUGAAAGAGCAAAGUCGAGUAGCACGGCUUUCUUUUGCAGAGGUCAUUAAGAGAUUGUCAGGGUUUCCAAAGGACCACUGUGCGUACAUUUCUUCUGAUCCGGCAUUUGUUGAGAGAUAUGUGGUUGUCCAUGGACAGAUAAUACUGCAACUGUUUUCAGAAUUUCCUGAUGCGCAGAUUAAAAAGUGCCCAUUUGUGGUUGGACUUACAAAGAAAAUGGAGGAGAGACACCAUACUAAGUGGUUGGUAAAGAAGAAGAAGGUUGUGGAGAAGAGUGGAUCAAACUUGAACCCGAGGGCAUCCAUGGGACCUGUGGUUUCCAAGAAGAAGGCAAUGCGGGCUACAACAACAAGGCUGAUCAACAGAAUCUGGGGGGAGUACUAUUUAAAUUACUCUCCAGAAGAUUCGAAUGAGGAGGAAGCUAAUGGUAAGAAAGAGGAGGAAGUUGAAGAAGAGGAGGAUAAGGAGGACAUAGAAGAGGAUGAUGAUGAAGAGAACGAUAAUGCAGCAGUAACGGAACAAGCCCAGAAGCCUAGUUCAAUUUCGAGACAAACUAAAUCAUGCUCCAACAACAAGGAGAUUCUGUGGGAUGGGGAGCCUGUAGGCACAACAUGUUCUGGCGAAGCUCUUUAUAUGCGUGCCAGUCUUCGUGGAGAUGAAAUUUCUGUUGGUGGUGCAGUCUUGGUAGAACUUGAUGGAUCAGAUGAACUUCCUGCCAUUUAUUAUGUGGAGUAUAUGUAUGAAACAAGAAAUGGAAGCAAAAUGUUUCAUGGGAGAUUGAUGGAACGAGGAUCUCAGACUGUUCUUGGCAACACUGCCAACGAGAGGGAGGUAUUUUUGACAAAUGAGUGCACAAACUUGGCAUUAAAGGUUGUUAAAGAGACAUCAGUUGUGGAUAUCAAAUUAUUGCCGUGGGGGCAUCAGUACAGGAAGGAGAAUGAGGAAGCUAGCCAAAAAGACAGAGAAAGGGCAGAAGAUAGGAAGAAGAAGGGAUUGCCAACUGAAUAUUACUGUAAAAGCUUGUAUUGCCCCGGGGAAGGUGCAUUCUUUAGCCUUUCCUGUGAUACCAUGGGUCUGGGUUCUGGUGCUUGCAACUCUUGCAAAGUGAACGAAGCUGAGGAGGCCAAGGAGAUUUUUAAAGUGAAUUCAUCAAAGACUGGUUUUGUAUACAGGGGAGCCGAGUACUCAGUUCAUGAUUAUGUCUAUUUAAGUCCCCAUUUGUUUUCUACUGAAAGGAUGGAAACUGAAACUUUCAAGGCUGGUAGGAAUUUGGGUCUGAGAGCUUAUGUUGUGUGUCAAGUGCUGGAGAUAAUUGGUACGAAGGAAUCUAAACGACCUGGACCAGAAUCUACCCAGGUUAAAGUGAGAAGAUUUUUCAGACCAGAGGACAUUUCGGUUGAGAAGGCAUACUGUUCUGAUAUUAGAGAGGUCUACUACAGUGAAGAAACACACCUUGUGACUGUUGAUGAUAUAGAAGGAAAAUGUGAAGUCAGAAAGAAGAGUGAUCUUCCAGUAUGCAAUGCUCCUGUCACUUUUGAGCAUAUCUUCUUCUGUGAGUAUCUGUAUGAUCCUUCUAAUGGGUCUAUCAAGCAGUUGCCGGCGGCCACCAAACUGAGGUACUCAACAGGAGGAGGUGGUGCGGAAUCUAGGAAGAGGAAGGGGAAAAUCAAAGAAGGAGAAGAUGUUUCAGAAGUUGAGAAACAGAGAGUUGAUGCUGAGCAGAAACGUCUAGCCACAUUAGAUAUAUUUGCCGGGUGUGGUGGCUUGUCUGAAGGGCUGCGUCAGGCUGGCAUUUCAUUAACCAAGUGGGCAAUUGAGUACGAAGAGCCUGCUGGUGAUGCUUUCAAACUGAACCAUCCCGAGUCACUGGUGUUUAUCAAUAACUGCAAUGUGAUCUUAAGGGCUGUAAUGGAGAAAUGCGGGGAUACAGAUGAUUGCAUCUCGACUUCCGAAGCUGCUGAUUUGGCUAAAUCACUUGAUGAGAAGGUUAAGAAUGAUCUGCCACUGCCGGGGCAAGUGGAUUUCAUCAAUGGAGGACCUCCGUGUCAGGGUUUCUCUGGAAUGAAUAGGUUCAACCAAAGCACUUGGAGUAAAGUUCAGUGUGAAAUGAUUUUGGCAUUCUUGUCCUUUGCUGACUACUUCCGGCCAAAGUAUUUCCUCCUGGAGAAUGUGAGGAACCUUGUGUCUUUCAACAAAGGACAGACUUUCCGUCUGACUCUGGCUUCCCUUCUUGAGAUGGGUUACCAGGUGAGGUUUGGUAUUCUGGAAGCUGGAGCUUAUGGAGUUUCCCAGUCACGGAAGCGAGCAUUCAUAUGGGCAGCUGCGCCCGAUGAGAUUCUCCCGGAGUGGCCAGAGCCAAUGCAUGUCUUUGGUGUACCAGAGUUGAAGAUCAAUUUGUCAGGGAACUCAUAUUAUGCUGCUGUUCGAAGUACUGCAGGGGGAGCCCCUUUCCGUUCCAUAACUGUCAGAGAUACAAUUGGAGAUCUCCCAGCUGUAGGAAAUGGAGCUUCUAAGGUCAAUCUGGAGUACGAAGGUGACCCCAUCUCAUGGUUCCAGAAGAAAAUGCGAGGGGAGAUGACUGUUCUGACUGAUCACAUUUCGAAAGAAAUGAAUGAGCUGAAUCUCAUUCGCUGCCAGAGGAUUCCAAAGCGGCCAGGUGCUGAUUGGCAAUGCCUUCCAGACGAAAAGGUGAAGCUCUCUACUGGACAGAUUGUUGACUUAAUCCCGUGGUGCCUGCCCAACACGGCCAAGCGCCACAAUCAGUGGAAGGGCCUGUUCGGAAGGCUUGACUGGGAAGGCAACUUCCCAACCUCCAUCACAGAUCCCCAGCCAAUGGGAAAGGUGGGAAUGUGCUUCCACCCUGACCAGGACAGAAUUCUGACAGUUCGGGAAUGCGCUCGGUCUCAAGGAUUCAGGGAUAGCUACCAGUUUUCGGGCAACAUUCUUCACAAGCACAGGCAGAUUGGAAAUGCAGUUCCUCCUACUUUGGCCUAUGCGUUGGGACGAAAACUCAAGGAAGCAGUGGACAGCAAGAACAAGGCAGAGGAGUAGUUCGUGGUCGUGUUUUUCUAUGUUGUUGUAAAUAUGUUGUUCCAUUUCGUGGCCGAAAAACCACAGUUGUCUUUCAUCUUUUUAUUUGCUCUGGCUGUUUACUUGGCCUUUGAACUUGUAGAUUUCAAUUUCAAUACACACAGGCAAUUUACAUAAAGAAAAAAUUUAUUUGAAUUCA
Malus domestica (apple) is the source of this 5153-nucleotide messenger RNA. RefSeq names its product DNA (cytosine-5)-methyltransferase 1-like. NCBI's taxonomy places the organism in Eukaryota, Viridiplantae, Streptophyta, Magnoliopsida, Rosales, Rosaceae. Gene Ontology annotation, biological process: negative regulation of gene expression via chromosomal CpG island methylation. Gene Ontology annotation, molecular function: DNA (cytosine-5-)-methyltransferase activity; chromatin binding; DNA binding. The record is from RefSeq and is a predicted model, not a curated record. Gene Ontology annotation, cellular component: nucleus.